Molecule: messenger RNA, 1706 nt
Organism: Phyllostomus hastatus (greater spear-nosed bat)
Lineage: Eukaryota; Metazoa; Chordata; Mammalia; Chiroptera; Phyllostomidae
Gene: TMEM156
Product: transmembrane protein 156
Exons: 8
Coding region: 164-1123 (319 amino acids)
Source: RefSeq, a predicted model, not a curated record
GGGGACACGUGUGUCAUGUGAACAGACAUGACAAAAACAGCCCUCCUUAAGUUACUUUUAGCGAUAGUGAUCACUUUCAUUUUAAUUUUGCCGGAAUAUUUCAAGACACCAGAAGACCAUCAUUUCCUUAUCUGAUGUUUGUCUUCAGACAAAAAUAGAAGUUAUGUUAAAUUUCAUCUUUGGAAGUUCAGGAAACAUAUUGGAGCUAUCGUGUCUGGAAGUAUGCUUACAACCUAAUCUCACCUAUUCCCUCUCCUCCUUAAAUUUUUCUUAUGUGACUUUUCUGGAGCCAGUAAGGGAAACAGAGACUAUAAUGGGAAUAUUUCUAAAUCACUCCAGCUUUCAAAACUUCACCAGAAUGUGCCAAGACACCACCAGUGAAUUUACAAUGUGCUCCUUAUGUUUGGUUUGUGAGUCCAAAGAAAACACGGAUUUUAUUUCUCAGGAACAGACAUCCCAAGUUCUUAUCAUGAGAGGAUCCAUGGAAGUGAAGACAAAUGAUUUUCACUCAGCGUGUCUGCACUUGAACUUCACGGUGGAGCCUGCGGUUGACCACUUGGAGGAAUAUAACAUCACUUGUACUCUAAAAGCAAACGCUAGAAGUUCAACAAUCAUGGGGGAAGAUCCAACCAUGGAAAAGUCAAUGAACCAUACUUGUAGAAUCAUGAAUUACUCGAAUAAUUGCAUACACAUUUCCUUGCACCUAGAAAUGGAUGUAAAAAAUUUCUAUUGUUCCAUGAAGAUCACUUGGUAUAUUUUAGUAAUAUUAGUUUUUAUAUUUCUGCUUAUCUUCACUAUCCACAAAAUACUUGAAGUCCAUAGGCAAAUGCGGAAGUGGCAGAGUCAUAAAUACAAACCUUCAUCUAUUCUGUUAAGAAGGAGUGAUUCUGAGAAGCUUCGAACAUUGAGUGAGCAAGCUCUUUCAGGUGAGCUCUGGGACAGGCGGACAGAACGCUGCUUAGGAGACUCCAGAGCUUCACACUUCAAUAUGAACUCCAGAUCACAAGGGACCGUGCAGAGGCUGCCUUUGCCUCGGGUCAGGGAAGUGCUUUCCCCAAUCCCAGAGCUUGAAGUUCCUUCCCCAACGCAUCAGCAGGAGCAGUACCUGCGAAGAUCCUUCUGAAGUCCUCUGGAUAACUUGGACCAAGCGCUUUUGAAGAAUACCUACAGUUGUAUUUUGGGAAUGAGUUAACUGGUAGACACACGAGUCCAGCUGAAGAUGCACGACAGGAAACAGCAGGGACGCCGACUGGUUAGCGCAAGCCAGCUCGGGAGCACUCAUUGGACCCCGGAGACCAAGGCAAUGAGAGUGUUUUCCCAGGAGGCCACCAUGAGUCAUGGAAACAAGCUGAUGAAACCCAUGGAAAUAGCAAGAGAACGCCUAUUCUCCUUGUUUAUCCAUCUUCGUGCAGCGUACAAUGGCCCCAAGAUUUUGAUUUGGAGGAAUCAGCAGCAGGGUCAGCAUGAAAAAACCUUUUCUCUCGUCAGCUCACAUUGCAGACUCUGCUUUGCUGGCUCUUCCUGGGCAGAUGGAUUGUUUCUCUUUGGCAAGCUACUCGAGAGGGCCUGGAUGUUUGUUUCCACAUUCGUUUGGAUUUACAAAUCUGCCCUCCUUUUGGCACUGAGAAUGUUAAAAAAUAUCAAAGAUACUGAAAUAAAAUGAAUUUAACUAAAAUGUUAAGUGGAACUUCAAUAUUUAAAUCUAA